This is a messenger RNA of Cucumis sativus (cucumber), 3812 nucleotides long. RefSeq names its product katanin p80 WD40 repeat-containing subunit B1 homolog. Gene Ontology annotation, cellular component: katanin complex. NCBI's taxonomy places the organism in Eukaryota, Viridiplantae, Streptophyta, Magnoliopsida, Cucurbitales, Cucurbitaceae. Gene Ontology annotation, biological process: microtubule severing; microtubule depolymerization. Gene Ontology annotation, molecular function: microtubule binding. The record is from RefSeq and is a predicted model, not a curated record. The transcript has 19 exons. Bases 557 to 3091 code for a protein of 844 amino acids.
GGAGGGAGAGGGAACACAAAACGUGAAAGCGCCUCGCUCUCUUCUCUAAUCAAAUUCAUUUUUUAUUUCUUCUUUUUCUUUUUCAUUAUUAUUAUUAUUAUUCUUUUUUUUUUGAAAUUGAGUUUUGGCCUUCUGUCCUUCUCUGUCCCUCUCUCUGUAAGAGCUUUGCUUCGGCGGGAUAUGCCCAUGGCGGUGCCGUCCUUGUUCUAAACAAAUCCAAGUGUUUAAUCGCCGCCGACGCCGCCUUUACCGUCUCUGCAACUCCGACCGACGUCUUGAACUUCGAAUUUCUCGUUUCUAAUACUUGAUGCUGUUUGGGGCUGGUGGUGGAAGAAAAGGUGGAGUUUGCUUUUGAGAUCUAAGACGUCGUGAGUGGAGAUCGUCGGUUCUUGGAAGUAGUUGAUGAAGCAGUGUCACUAGUUAUAUUUUGCGCUAUUCUCGGAUUCAAAUGUUUUGGGGAAUCUGAACAGUGGAAUGCCGUUGUUGCAAUUCCAAUUUCUAGGUUUUCUUCGCGUUCUGAUGCUUUUGUGGUUCUAAAUUCUUGGUUAUACAUGCCAUGACUACCAAACGGGCGUACAAGCUACAAGAAUUUGUGGCACAUUCUUCCGCUGUCAAUUGCCUGAAGAUUGGAAGGAAGUCAUCCCGCGUUCUUGUCACAGGAGGGGAAGACUUCAAAGUCAAUCUCUGGGCUAUUGGUAAACCCAAUGCCAUACUGAGUUUGACUGGCCAUACGAGCGGAAUAGAUUCUGUAAGCUUUGACUCAUCAGAAGUGUUGGUAGCUGCAGGGGCUGCUAGUGGCACGAUCAAGCUUUGGGAUUUGGAGGAGGCCAAAAUUGUUCGAACGCUUACUGGUCAUAGAUCCAAUUGCAUUUCUGUGGAUUUUCAUCCCUUCGGGGAAUUCUUUGCUUCUGGGUCCUUGGAUACAAAUCUUAAGAUAUGGGACAUCAGGAAGAAAGGGUGUAUCCACACAUACAAAGGUCACACUCGAGGAGUCAAUGCAAUCAGAUUUACUCCAGAUGGCCGCUGGGUUGUAUCUGGUGGAGAAGACAACACAGUGAAGCUCUGGGAUUUAACUGCUGGAAAGCUGUUGCAUGAUUUUAAGUGCCACGAGGGUCAGGUUCAAUGUAUAGACUUUCACCCUCAUGAAUUUUUGCUAGCAACAGGUUCAGCAGAUAAAACAGUUAAAUUUUGGGACCUGGAAACCUUUGAGUUGAUUGGUUCAGCUGGACCUGAGACCAGUGGAGUCCGUUGUUUAACAUUUAAUCCCGAUGGGAGGACAUUGCUUUGCGGAUUGCAUGAAAGUUUGAAGGUUUUCUCAUGGGAACCGAUAAGAUGUCAUGACGGUGUGGAAGUUGGUUGGUCUAGGCUGUCUGAUCUUAAUGUUCAUGAGGGGAAACUUCUUGGUUGUUCGUACAAUCAGAGCUGUGUUGGAGUGUGGGUUGUAGAUAUUACGCGGACAGAGCCGUAUGCAGUUAACAAUGCUAACAGACUAAAUGGUCGACCAGAACCUAAAUCCAGCAGUCAUCUACAAAAUGAGAACAACACCAAGACUAGUUUUGGUGGAUUGUCGGUAUCACAAACUUCUGAUGCACUAUUGAAGGAAACCAAAACAUUGGGAAGAUUGUCAGUUUCUCAAAAUUCAGACGUUGCCAAGGAUCCAAAAUCUUUGUCGUCCACAGGAAAUGGACCAAGUACUCCUCAAAAGAUCAAUUUAAAUGCUGGCUCAAAAACUAAUUUGGUUAGCUCAGCAGCAGUACCUAGUGCAGUGGUGCCGAAGAGAAACUCUGUGAAGGCUACUUCAACAUUCAACAAUCCCAUCUUCAAUAAGUCAGAUGUGAUACCUGUAAUCGUACCCAGGACAAGUUCAAGGCAUGAGCAGGAUGAUUCUAGAAAGGAGUUUGAUGUUGCUGGAAGAGCAGUCCCUGUAUCAAGGACAAAUUCAAGGCAAGAGCAGGAUGAUUCUAGAAAAGAAUUUGAUGUUGCUGCAAGAGUAAUGCCACUGUCCAGGUCAAAUUCAAGGCACGAGCAGGAUGAUUCAAGAAAGGAAUGCGACGUUGCUGGAAGAGCAGCUCCAGCACCAUUGCUAUCCAAAACUACUGAUAACAGGAGGUUUCCAAAUAGUAGAGACGAAGUUGAUAAUCCAACUAUCUCUGUGCUUUCUGAAUCCAGAGGUUUGAAGGCAAAUGACAUGAGCACCAUUGCAGAUAAUAGGAAUUCCUUGCAUGGCAUUGGUUCAAUUCAAGGAGUAUCUGCUCCACAGAAGAUUGUGAAAGAAGAAAGAUAUAUUGGAUCUGGCAAGAAUGAAACAGAAACAAAAGAUACAACAGCAAACUACAAGCACGAAGAUGAAUCAAGAGGCCAUAAAAUAAGCAGGGAUGCAUCUUUUCCUGAAGCUACAAAAGGAGGGAGAUUGCGUUCACAUGUGGAUUGGGAGAAAAGAGAGAGACCUAAUUUUAGCCGGCUAACGUAUAAUGCCUCCCCUGGAAGAGCAGCUGCACUUGAAAAUAUUCCAUUAAAUAACGGGAGAGGAUAUCGUCCAUCUCCUGAGAAAGAAACAGUAUCACCUGCAAGUGAUGAGGAUACCAUAGCAAAUGUUCUACAACAACACGACCAAUUUGUCAACUCGAUGCAAUCUCGGUCGGCAAAAUUGCAAGCAGUCUAUAGACAUUGGGAAAGACAUGACAUUAAAGGAGCGGUUUCUGCAAUGGAGAAAAUGGCUGAUCAUGCAGUUGCUGCCGAUGUAAUUAGUAUUAUGACCAAUAGAAUUGAAGUUGUCACCUUAGACAUCUGCACUUGUAUUCUUCCAGUUCUCUCUGGCCUCCUUGAAAGUGACUUGGAUAGGUAUUUAGACAUUUCUAUGGAAAUGCUAGUGAAGCUGGUGAGGACGUUCGGUUCAGUGAUCUAUUCAACAUUGUCGGCGACAUCAUCUGUGGGUGUAAACAUAGAAGCAGAGCAAAGGUUGGAGCGAUGUAAUCUAUGCUUCAUCGAGCUUGAAAAAGUUAAGCGCUGCCUGCCAGCCCUUAUAAGAAAAAGGGGAUCGGUAGCAAAGUCAGCACAGGAGUUGAAUCUUGCUCUUCAGGAAUUUCAAUGACAUUAAAAACGAAAUAAUCCUCCGCCGCUUUGCUCUGCUCUGCUCUUUGCCAUGAAAAGAGAGUUUCUCCCACACUUCUCUUCAUAUGCAACAACACACCAUGAUCCUGAAAUGGUGAUAUUCUUCUUUGAUGACAAUCUUUCCCGUCUUCCCACUUCACUACUCACAAUGCUUUCUUCCUUCCUCUUUACUAAAACAAGAGUACAGCCACAGGUACUUACUAUUGACGCUGUACUUUCGUUGACCCCUGCCUAAUUCUGCACAUACCCAAACAGGAGACCAAAAAACUAAAACUAAAACAAAUUAAGGGCUAAUUUGUAGUAGAGGACUGCAUUCAGUGUCGGUAUCGGUUUUGGAGAACCAUCAUCUUCAUGAGCCACCCGUUCUAUGUGGUGAAGGAGUUGAGUGAGUUACCUGACCCCCUAAAGCUACAUUUGUUUUCUUUUCUUUCUUUCUUGGCUAACCCUUCCUUUUCCCUAAACGUUGUGCACCACACACCAUCUUCUUCUUCAAUCUUAUUUUGACCAUUUUGUUUCUGAAUAUUGUUAGUUAUGUUGUGGGUGUUGUUUAUAAUUAGUCCACUUUUUCUCUUUUGUCUCUGUCUUUCUUGUUGAGGGAGGGAGGGAGGGCUCUUUCUUGUAAUACCACAUAUCCCCCCCCUCUUUAUGUAUCUCACUCACCAAUUCAUUAAAUUUAUAUGCUCCUUUUUCUUUUCUAGUUA